This is a messenger RNA of Priapulus caudatus, 1294 nucleotides long. RefSeq lists its product as uncharacterized. Lineage: Eukaryota; Metazoa; Priapulida; Priapulimorpha; Priapulimorphida; Priapulidae. The record is from RefSeq and is a predicted model, not a curated record.
CAGAGCCAAAGGGUGAAGGCGUGCUCAUUUUAGAUGAAGUGAGGGUGAUUGGAAAGAUUAUGUGGAAUAGCAAAAAUAUGCAAAUGUACGGUGGCGCAAUGACAGCUGAUAACUUUACUUCAUUGCAUGACAUAUAUGGAAAGAUGGAAGACAGGAAACGAGUGGCACCUGCUCAGUCUGUGCUACAAUUUCUCUGGCGAGAUCUGACAUCUUCCUUUGAUGUAAUUGGACCCUACUUUCCUACCGAAACUUCACUAGAACACAGAUUUCUCAUAUCGUGCCCAACGGAAACCAUGCGGCUUUUUGAAACAUGGGAUUUUCACACAGUGUGCAUAGUGUGUGAUGGUUCUGGUGCCAACCUUACAACAGUGAAAUUGUUUACAACCGGUCUACGGGGACCCUACCAACGCGCGGAAGUAGAGCCGUGGUUUACAAAUCCCUACAACACUGCCUACAGAGUUCAUUUCGUGAUUUGUCCGUCACACCAGCUGAAAAACAUGGUUAAUGCAUUGUUUGCCUCUCGCCAAAAUGGCACCAAGUCAUUUGAGACUAUAAGAGGUGGUCGCAGUAUUGGCUUUGGCUGGGAGGCAAUUUAUACGAUGUAUCAACGUGAGGUCAAGCGCCGUGACACUGAGCAUGCCCGCCGCGUACCUGGGUUGCAGCACAGCUACAUCACCAGAGAUGCCUGGACUAAAUUGAAUGUGAGGCCUGCUAAAAUUAUGCAGCAAGAACAUGUACUGGCAGAAUUGCAGAGCUACGCCGAGCCUGAUGAGUCUGCGGACACACCAGUCGACAGCAAGCAUGUGAUGGCCACUCACAGUUACUUGACAGCCUGCAACCUCAUAUUUGAGCGAGGAUUUCUGUCACACGAUAAAGUGACCAAUGCCGAUCAGCAUGUCCUGGAGAACAUCAUUGCAGGAUAUGACUACUUCGAAACAUGGCUACAAGAAUUGGAAGGUUUGUUCGAUUUGUGAUAACUUAUUGAUUUGAAUUCACCUGUAUAAACUUUUAAAGUAGCGUGUUGCUUGAAACAUGUUUGUAUGCAACAUGUUUACGUGCAAGUUAUCUAUUUCCACUCACUGCUAGUUGCAUGCAAACGUUUUUGCCUUCUGCAAACCAAUUAACAUAAACACCAUAGUAUUGAAAUAUACAGGUAUGGCUAGUAAUGAGAAUGAAACAGUAAGAAUGUAUGUGGCGUGGUAGAGAGGAGACAUUUAUUGAAAGUUUAAAUGUACAACAAUAGAGAGUCAAAGGUGAGGACAAAGGAAUGCCAGAGCUAGGCCAAGGAGCGUGC